Messenger RNA from Melanotaenia boesemani (Boeseman's rainbowfish), 3881 nucleotides. RefSeq names its product dihydropyrimidinase like 2a (gene dpysl2a). Gene Ontology annotation, cellular component: cytoplasm; cytosol. The record is from RefSeq and is a predicted model, not a curated record. Lineage: Eukaryota; Metazoa; Chordata; Actinopteri; Atheriniformes; Melanotaeniidae. The transcript is spliced from 14 exons. The coding region runs from base 321 to 2078 and encodes 585 amino acids. Gene Ontology annotation, molecular function: hydrolase activity, acting on carbon-nitrogen (but not peptide) bonds, in cyclic amides.
CGCAUGCGCCAUACCUCUUUGUGGCCCUUGUCUUCUUUGGUGGUUGUCUGGUCUUCAGGGACCUGUUCCAGCAGUAAAUCCAAGGAUAGCACUGUUAGGCAAAUACACAAUUUCUCAUUUUACAUAUUUUGUUAACCUCCACUCUGCAUAGCUUGUCGCUGACACACAUUUUCAGACACAGGCGCUGUACAGCCAGGGCGUCGACUGACCAUCAAGCAGAGAGCAUCCAUUCAUCCUUUCAUUGGCAGCUGAGGUUUUCAGUCUAGCUAGCUAGCGUUAGCCGAAAGGCAGGUGGCAGCUGUGUCAGAGGGAGCUACAAAAUGUCCGGUUACCAAGGAAAGAAGAACAUCCCACGAAUUACAAGCGACCGUCUCCUCAUCAAAGGAGCGAAAAUAGUCAAUGAUGAUCAGUCCUUCUUGGCUGAUAUCUACAUGGAGGAUGGAGUCAUCAAGCAAAUAGGAGACAACCUCAUUGUUCCAGGUGGAGUUAAGAUCAUAGAGGCUCAUGGAAGAAUGGUGAUGCCUGGGGGUAUUGAUGUGCACACCCGAUUCCAGAUGCCUGACCGAGGCAUGGUGGCAGCAGAUGACUUCUACCAGGGCACCCGGGCGGCCCUGGCUGGGGGCACAACCAUGAUCAUUGACCAUGUGUUGCCAGAGCCUGGUGCCAGCCUUGUAGCUGCUUUCAAACAGUGGAGGGAGUGGGCUGAUAGCAAGUCCUGUUGUGACUAUUCCCUGCAUGUGGACAUUACUGAGUGGAAUACAGGCACCCAAGAAGAGAUGGACACAUUAGUGAAGGAUCAUGGUGUCAACUCUUUCCUGGUGUAUUUGGCUUACAAGGAUGUUUUCCAACUUUCUGAUUCCCAGAUCUAUGAGGUUUUCAGUGUCAUCAGAGAUCUCGGAGCCAUUGCACAGGUGCAUGCUGAGAAUGGAGACAUUGUUGCAGAGGAGCAGAGACGUAUAUUAGAGCUUGGAAUCACUGGCCCUGAGGGUCAUGUGCUCAGCCGUCCAGAAGAGGUGGAGGCCGAGGCCGUCAAUCGCUCUGUCACUAUAGCCAAUCAGACCAACUGCCCCCUCUACAUUACCAAGGUGAUGAGCAAAAGUGCUGCUGAUGUCAUUGCUCUUGCUAGGAAAAGGGGUGCUGUGGUUUAUGGGGAGCCCAUAUCUGCCAGCUUGGGCACAGACGGUACCCAUUACUGGAGUAAGAACUGGGCCAAGGCAGCAUCUUUUGUCACCUCUCCACCGCUCAGUCCUGAUCCCACCACCCCUGAUUACCUCAACUCUCUGCUGUCAUGUGGGGACUUGCAGGUGACUGGUAGUGCUCACUGCACUUUCCAGACUUCUCAGCGUGCUGUGGGCAAAGAUAACUUCACCAUGAUUCCAGAGGGCACCAAUGGCACUGAAGAGAGGAUGUCCCUAAUCUGGGACAAAUGUGUGGUGGCGGGUAAGAUGGAUGAAAAUCAGUUUGUGGCAGUGACCAGCACAAACGCAGCCAAGAUCUUCAACCUGUAUCCCCGCAAAGGCCGUAUUGCUGUGGGGUCUGAUGCUGAUCUUGUGUUGUGGGAUCCUGACAUGACGAAGAUCAUCUCAGCAAAGAGCCACAACCUGUCUGUUGAGUAUAACAUCUUUGAGGGGGCAGAAGUGUGUGGAGGUCCUCUGGUGGUGAUCAGCCAGGGCAAGAUUGUGUUGGAAGACGGCAGCCUUCACACUACAGAGGGGUGUGGGCGCUAUAUCAGCCGUAAACCUUUCCCAGACCACGUGUAUAAGAGGAUAAAAGCUCGCAGCAUGCUCACAGAGCUGCGAGGAGUUCCCAGAGGCCAGUAUGACGGGCCUGUGUGUGAAGUGACUGCAACUCCCAAGGUGAUAUCAACAGUUUCCUCAGUGAAGACUUCUCCUGCCAAGCAGCAGCAGCAACAACAACAACAACAACAGCAGCAGUUUACUCACCAGCCAGUGCGUAACCUCCACCAGUCUGGCUUCAGUCUGUCUGGUGCCCAAAUUGAUGACAACGUUCCUCGUCGCACCACUCAACGCAUCGUCGCUCCCCCUGGUGGAAAAGCCAACAUUACCAGUCUUGGCUAAGCUAAUUCCUCAACUGAGCCCGGGGUGUAGGGUGGGAUGAGACCAGAGGCCACAAACACCAACGUCACAUCACAUCUCUCAGCAUCUCUGACUCCCCUUGCACCCCUUAUGUCCAUUUCUAUUCAAACACUACCACCAUGUCACCUCAUGAAAGAAAGAAGAAAAGCACUGUUCCAAAUUGUUCCAUCUUUCCUGCCAUAUUCCAGUGUCAAGGAAUGAUCAAGUGAAUUGAAGCAGCUUUUUUCGCUGUUUGUUUGUUCAGUUUUAUUAUUGAUUAAUUUGUUUACAUUUUUUAAAAUGUUUAUUGUACAUGUUUUAGCUCUUAGCUGUCCCUGUUGGAUCAGAAAACUGGAUGAGAACUCAUCAGGAGAGACGGUUGUUUACGGUUUUUCUCUCUUCUUUUUUCCCAGAUAGUCAAAUGUUUUGGAGGUCUUGUAUCGCACAACCACUGUUAGCUGAAAGUAAAUCUAUUGCUGAUAAACUUUAACAGGGAUGUUUUAGUGCAAAUGUUGCUAUAUAGUUAAUACAAAAUUUUCAGUCUUCAUUAAAGAUUAGACCUCAGAAUAAUGUUCUGGAAUCUCUUAAGAGCUUUGAAUUUUUAUUUGAAGUUUGCAGUAUUUGGUUUUUGAUUUUUUUUUGUACUCAGCUGAGCAAUUCACCCAUGACUUCCUUUCAUACUAUAGUUGCACUUUCUUCUUUUUUUUUUUGUUUUGUUUCAUGGUCAUUGUUUCAAGGUCAUUUCUGAAAAGCGCUAACUGCACUGAAAGGAAAAUAAAGGGUAUUUCAGGGUUAAACCACUCAUUCAGCAUGCCCCUGAAACUUGUCUGGCUCAUGACAUUUUGUUGGAAAAUCAUGAACCUUUUCCCUUGUUUCAUCAUUGUGUUUUUUCUUCGUGUUUUUUGAAAGGUUGUCAGGGUAACAAGCCUCCAAUAAUCAGACCAGCGUUUGUCAUUCAGAUAACAGAUGGAUGCUACAAUGAUGUUUGAUAGGAGCAUUUUGCCGACAACCUCUCUGCACCUGGUGCUAUCUGACCUUUGCUGCAUAUGAGCAGAUGAUGUCUGCAUCCAAGCAGCAGACAUGUAAGCUUUGUAGUAAAUAGCAGCCAGGGUAGAGUCUGCAUUUACCCAGUUUUCACUGAAAUUGUUUUGCACCUGUAACAAUCCAAAUGGUAAACGUGUAUGUGAGCUUGCAACUUUGAAUUUGUAUUGGAUAUGUUUUAGGAUAUAUGUUGACUUAUUGCCUGCCUGUUGUGUAAGAUUUUGAUAGCACACUGUAUCUAUGAAGGCUCUUUAAAGAAGUGAAAUGAUGAAUUUGGAGACCUGAUUAAAAAAAAAAUUUCUGUAUGUAUAUGAAGUCCCUCACAGUGUGCUGAUGAUGUGUCCACUGUUCUUGGUGUUAGUAUUGUGAAUGAAGUACCAGAUACUGUAUAUCGUACCCAUACCUCUCUAUUUGCCCAGUCUCAUAAACACCAGAUUCACUUAAGGUAGUUAUUGUAUUCACUAAACUAUCGCAAGUUGUCAGUGCAACCACGCGCAAAACACCAGAUCAUUUCUUCCUCAUUGCCUCGUCAAGUGUAGGUUUUGUAUGCAAAGGUUACAAUGUGAUUAACUUUUGGGGAACAUCCUUGGAAAUGGUUAUAGAGUUGUAAUGUUGAGCACUGUUGUUUGCCCUCUUCCACUUUGUGCGAUACUCUUGCUCAUGUAUGUUUUGUAGGAUACCAGAAUUUGGGGGGGGGAAUCAUCAGUCCUGUCAGCAUUUGACCUUCUGUGUUGACUUCAGUGGAUUAAAAUAAUAAAAAUUAAA